Molecule: messenger RNA, 2059 nt
Organism: Manihot esculenta (cassava)
Lineage: Eukaryota; Viridiplantae; Streptophyta; Magnoliopsida; Malpighiales; Euphorbiaceae
Product: ninja-family protein mc410
Exons: 3
Coding region: 286-1815 (509 amino acids)
Biological process (GO): negative regulation of DNA-templated transcription; jasmonic acid mediated signaling pathway
Cellular component (GO): nucleus
Source: RefSeq, a predicted model, not a curated record
GGGAGGGUUAGAAUUCAAAUUUUUUAGUUGCACAAAAAGCACAUGGGCAAAGAAAAAAAAGGAAACAGGUGGUUUUGAGCAGUGCUUCCACUAGCUGAGUGUCCAAACAUCUACCUUGUUUUACCUUCUGUCUCCACCUCUCUCUUGCUCUGUUCAGGCGUCUCUACUCUUCGCAACACUCAGGUUCUCUCUUUAUACCAUGGUACCAUGUGAGGAGUAGUCUACGGAAAACUGGGUAUUGCAAGAGCUCCUACUUGUCCAGGUUGACAUCUAUCGAUUGCUAACAUGGAGGAUGAGAAUGGCCUUGAGCUUAGCCUUGGUUUAGGUUGUGGAGGAUCAUCUGCAAAAUCCAAAGGUAAAAAUGGCUGCUCAUCAGAAACUAGGACAGAAGAAGGUGAUAGAGGCAACAAAUUGGCAGAUGAUUUCAAAGACUUUCUUCAUGCUGGUAUCCAAAAGCAGGAUUCAAGUGCUGUGUCUCAAAUAAGUGAUUCAGUGAAACCUCAAGAGAACUUAUUUAAUGACCUGUCCAAGGCCAAAGCUGAUGCAAAUGCUUCAAUAAACUUGAACAAUAGGGGCCUUUGGGAUUCGAGCAGCAAAAGACCUUCUGAAGUUGAAGAUGAUAAAAGACCUGAGGUGGGAAACAAGCGAAAAAUUUUAUUUGAUGAGAUAAAUAAUCAGAAGAAGCAUGAGAGAGAUGCAUAUCACUCUGAUGUACAUGACAAGAAAGCGUCACAUAUUUCCAUGACAGAAGAUGGUUCUACUGCUGAAAAUGAAGAUGUGGCAGAGUCUGAAGUAGAGGGUUCAAGUUCACAGGUGGUCUCUCAUCAUGAUGAUGGCUCCAAGCGUUUUAUUGGAGCUGGUGGUCCUCAGGUUCCAAAGGAGGUUCAUGGGUUUUCUGAUUCCAAUGUCUUGCAAGGGCAAAAGAGGCCUAAUGGUUCAUCAGAAACUGAAAUUAAGCAUGGGAACUUGAAUUAUGGACUUCCGUUCUCCGUCCAACCUGCAAACAUCAUGAAUUUGACAUACUCGUUUCCUUUUAAGGAAUCUAACACUGUUGGUGUGCCCAGCUCAUCGGGCAAUUCUCUGCCAGCAAUGAUGCAGGUGAUGCCUACUUCAAGUAGUGAGCAGCGAACAGGGACUCAGACUGUGAGCCCUGGAAAUUUGCCUGUAAUGUUUGGCUAUUCAUCUGCUCAGCUUCCAACACUGGAUAAUGAUAACUCACAUGGCUUGUUCUCUCAUCUUCAACAGUUCCAGUCUUCCUAUGCUGGCAGAGGUCCAUCGAAUUCCGAUAAGCAAACUGAUAUAAUGAAGAUUGCUCCAGGCAUGCAAGUAAUUUCUCGAAAUUCAUCUGAAGCUACAUUGUAUGAUGGGAGGUCAUUAGAACGGGUCAAAGGUGAUGGCAAACAGCACAUUACAGAAGAAGGCUUCACUCCUCAGACUGAAGAUGAAGUAAGAGGAAGAAGCAUGAACCUUGGGGCAAAAGAUGCAUCUGGGCUAUCAACAGCAGAAGGUUUCUCCAUUGAUUUUUCUGCUAUAAAGCCAGGUGUUGCAUCAGACAUAAAAUUUGGAGGAUGUGGUUCCUAUCCAAAUUUACCGUGGGUUACAACCACAGGUUCCGGCCCAAAUGGCAGAACAAUUUCUGGUGUCACUUACAGAUACAGUGCAAACCAAAUCAGAAUUGUUUGUGCUUGCCAUGGUUCCCACAUGUUCCCUGAGGAAUUUGUUAGGCAUGCAAGUGAAGAGAAUGUUAAUCCAGACAAUGGCAGUGGAUUAGCCUCAUUUCCAAGUACUAAUCCUGCUGCCUCUGCUCAGAGCUGAAAAUUACCAUCUUUUUUCCAGCAGGAACAAUCUGAUUUGGCAUAUGGUCAAACAAAGGCAGGUUAUGACCUUUAUAUCAUAUACAAGUCUUCUCCUUGGUUUCUGUUGUUCUGUGUGCUUAUUUAUUUGCUUUUACCAACUUAGUUGCUGCAAUCGAAUGUUGCAGGUGUAUGUUGUAAUGUUGUAGUAUCCUUAAAUUUUGUUCCAUAAUAAUGUCAAAGCAGUUCAAUCUAAAAUUCCAACA